GUCGGUCAGUAACAUGCUGCUGUGGUCCUUCCUGGGUUUGAUGAGCCUCUUUUCACUCUGCAGAGGUCAGCUGAGCCAGUGUGAUGACUUCACCGACCUGCACUUCCACGAGUCCUUCAUGGGCACCAACCUGUACGUGAAGCUGCUGCUGUACACCCGGGCUAACCUGGACUGCGGCCGUGAGCUGUCUCACCUGAGCACGACAGACCUGCCGCUGUUCAACCUGACGCGCCCCACGGCCUUCGUCAUCCACGGGUACCGGCCCACGGGGGCGCCGCCCAUCUGGGUGGGCCACAUCGUUCGGCUGCUGGCCGCCCAGGACGACAUGAACAUCCUGGUGGUGGACUGGAACCGCGGCGCCGCCAACCUCAACUACUUCACCGCCGUGGCCAACACGCGCAAGGCGGCCGAGAACAUCACCGCCUUCAUCCAGAACAUGCAGGAGAACGGCGCCUCGCUUGGCUCUAUCCACCUGAUCGGGGUCAGUCUGGGGGCUCAUGUGGCAGGAUUUGUGGGAGCCAUGCUGAAGGGCAAGAUCGGGAGAAUCACAGCCCUUGACCCUGCUGGACCCCUGUUCUCGGGAACCCCCCCAGAGGAUCGGCUGGACCCCAGCGACGCCCAGUUCGUGGACGUCCUGCACACUGACACUGAUGCUCUGGGCCACAGAGGUGCUCUCGGUCACAUUGACUUCUAUGCCAACGGGGGGGCUGACCAGCCCGGCUGCCCAAAGACCAUCUUUUCAGGGAAGUCGUACUUCGUGUGUGACCACCAGCGCUCGGUCUUCCUGUUCCUCUGCUCCCUCAACAACAGCUGCAACAUCACCGCCUACCCCUGCUCCUCCUACCAAGACUUCCUGGACGGUCGCUGCCUGCAGUGCGAAUCCUUCAAGCCCGCCACCUGCCCAAUCGUAGGCUAUCAUGUCAACCAAUGGAAGGACUCUCUCCUGCGUCUAGGCCAGACGAAGGCAUACUUCUCCACCACUGCCGAGCCACCAUACUGCAAGAUGAACUACAAGGUGGACAUUGUGACGUGGAACCAGUACACGCGCUGGGGUGUCGUCAUCAUCAAGCUGUACAGCGGGAGGAAGGUGCUGGAGGCCAAGAUUGAUCAUAAACUCUCCAGGUUCGAGCAGUACACAGCCACCCGCUUGCUGGCCCAGUUUGACGAGGACCUGCAUCCCAUCCAGAAGAUCACUAUCUGCUUUGUCACGGGGAACGUGAUCGGGCCUCGCUACAAACUGCGUCUGCUCCGCAUACGACUUACACCCCUGGAGCGCCCCAACAGGCCGCAGCUGUGCCGCUAUGACAUGAUCCUGGAGGAGAACAUGGAGGUUUCCUUCAGGCCCAUGGCCUGCGAGGAUUCUCGCAUCUGA
Messenger RNA from Megalops cyprinoides (Indo-Pacific tarpon), 1372 nucleotides. It is a transcript of the gene lipib, whose product is annotated as lipase, member Ib. Gene Ontology annotation, molecular function: carboxylic ester hydrolase activity; lipase activity. Gene Ontology annotation, biological process: lipid metabolic process. NCBI's taxonomy places the organism in Eukaryota, Metazoa, Chordata, Actinopteri, Elopiformes, Megalopidae. The transcript has 10 exons. The record is from RefSeq and is a predicted model, not a curated record. The coding region runs from base 14 to 1372 and encodes 452 amino acids.